AUGCACGAGAAGGGUUGGCCAGGAGAGGUGGACGGUGGUCAGGCAGAGUGUGACGUGCCUGUCUCGGUGUGUGACGUGCCUGUCACGGUGCCUGUCACGGUGCUUGAGGCGCCUGUCUCGGUGCUUGAGGCGCCUGUCACGGUGCUUGAGGCGCCUGUCUCGGUGCUUGAGGCGCCUGUCACGGUGCUUGAGGCGCCUGUCUCGGUGCUUGAGGUGCCUGUCACGGUGCCUGUCACGGUGCUUGAGGCGCCUGUCUCGGUGCUUGAGGCGUCUGUCACGGUGCUUGAGGCGCCUGUCUCGGUGCUUGAGGCGCCUGUCACGGUGCUUGAGGCGCCUGUCUCGGUGCUUGAGGCGCCUGUCACGGUGCUUGAGGCGCCUGUCACGGUGCUUGAGGUGCCUGUCACGGUGCUUGAGGCGCCUGUCUCGGUGCUUGAGGUGCCUGUCACGGUGCUUGAGGUGCCUGUCACGGUGCUUGAGGCGCCUGUCACGGUGCUUGAGGUGCCUGUCUCGGUGCUUGAGGCGCCUGUCUCGGAGCUUGAGGUGCCUGUCACAGUGCUUGAGGCGCCUGUCACGGUGUCUGAGGCGCCUGUCACGGUGCUUGAGGCGCCUGUCACGGUGCUUGAGGCGCCUGUCACGGUGCUUGAGGCGCCUGUCUCGGUGCUUGAGGUGCCUGUCUCGGUGCUUGAGGUGCCUGUCUCGGUGCUUGAGGCGCCUGUCUCGGUGUCUGAGGCGCCUGUCACGGUGCUUGAGGCGCCUGUCUCGGUGCUUGAGGCGCCUGUCUCGGUGCUUGAGGCGCCUGUCUCGGUGCUUGAGGUGCCUGUCACGGUGCUUGAGGCGCCUGUCUCGGUGCUUGAGGUGCCUGUCACGGUGCUUGAGGCGCCUGUCUCGGUGCUUGAGGUGCCUGUCUCGGUGCUUGAGGUGCCUGUCUCGGUGCUUGAGGCGCCUGUCUCGGUGCUUGAGGCGCCUGUCUCGGUGCUUGAGGCGCCUGUCUCGGUGCUUGAGGCGCCUGUCUCGGUGCUUGAGGCGCCUGUCUCGGUGCUUGAGGCGCCUGUCUCGGUGCUUGAGGUGCCUGUCUCGGUGCUUGAGGUGCCUGUCACGGUGCUUGAGGUGCCUGUCACGGUGUCUGAGGCGCCUGUCACGGUGUCUGAGGCGCCUGUCUCGGUGCUUGAGGCGCCUGUCUCGGUGCUUGAGGCGCCUGUCUCGGUGCUUGAGGCGCCUGUCUCGGUGCUUGAGGCGCCUGUCACGGUGCUUGAGGCGCCUGUCACGGUGCUUGAGGCGCCUGUCUCGGUGCUUGAGGCGCCUGUCAUGGUGCUUGAGGUGCCUGUCACGGUGUCUGAGGCGCCUGUCUCAGUGCUUGAGGCGCCUGUCACGGUGCUUGAGGUGCCUGUCACGGUGCUUGAGGUGCCUGUCACGUUGUCUGAGGCGCCUGUCACGGUGCUUGAGGCGCCUGUCACGGUGCUUGAGGUGCCUGUCACGGUGCUUGAGGUGCCUGUCUCGGUGCUUGAGGCGCCUGUCUCGGUGCUUGAGGCGCCUGUCUCGGUGCUUGAGGCGCCUGUCUCGGUGCUUGAGGCGCCUGUCACGGUGUCUGAGGCGCCUGUCACGGUGCUUGAGGUGCCUGUCUCGGUGCUUGAGGCGCCUGUCACGGUGUCUGAGGCGCCUGUCACGGUGCUUGAGGUGCCUGUCUCGGUGCUUGAGGCGCCUGUCACGGUGUCUGAGGCGCCUGUCACGGUGCUUGAGGCGCCUGUCUCGGUGCUUGAGGCGCCUGUCACGGUGCUUGAGGCGCCUGUCUCGGUGCUUGAGGCGCCUGUCACGGUGCUUGAGGCGCCUGUCACGGUGCCUGAGGUGCCUGUCACGGUGCUUGAGGCGCCUGUCUCGGUGCUUGAGGCGCCUGUCACGGUGCUUGAGGCGCCUGUCACGGUGCUUGAGGCGCCUGUCACGGUGCUUGAGGAAGAGCAGAGAGAGGGGGGGUGGGGAAGUGCUGAGUUUACCUGA
This is a messenger RNA of Procambarus clarkii (red swamp crayfish), 1992 nucleotides long. Lineage: Eukaryota; Metazoa; Arthropoda; Malacostraca; Decapoda; Cambaridae. The record is from RefSeq and is a predicted model, not a curated record.